AUGUUUUACUCAGGGUGGCAGUUUCCCACACCGCAGCGUUUGGAAGGUCGUGGUAGCGAUGCGCAAAGUGGCUAUCUCCUGCAGAACUCACAAAACUCAAGCAUAUCUUUCGUGCAUUUUCUCCCAUCUGGCGACAGACGCCAGUUGGUCCGACAGCGUGAAACCGGCUCCCGAAUUCAUCUCAAGAGUGACGUCUCCAUCCACCCGAACAGCGGCGUGUUUUACUUCGAGGUUGAGGUCCAAUUUUCCGGCGCCGCUGGAGGAGGAGGAGGUGGUGGUGGUGGUGGGGCGUCGGAACCGGCGUUGGUAAUCGGCGUGUGCCGCCGGUCCCUCCCAUCGAAUGGGCUCCCGGGAGAAGAGGCCAAUAGUGUCGGACUCUUCACUUCACAGCGCAUGGUGUAUGCCAAUGGGAAACGGGAGGGAGAAGUCGUACGGUUCCCUACAGGUACACGCGCACGAAGCAUCGCAGGAAAUAAUGUCGACAGUAUCAACGGUGAUGCCGCGGCAAGUGGGGAAAAUGGAACUGCUGAAGGUGAGGAACAAGAAGGGCGGCGUUUUAGGGGACUUCGAGUAGGCGACACGGUGGGAUGCAUUGUCAAUUUGUUGGAUGGAACAGUGCGCUUCACAUUCAAUGGGGAAAUCCUUGACUUUACGGCUGUUUUGAGCCGUCGCACACCAAAACAUGGGUACUACGCCGCAGUCGGGGUCUUUCGGCGCGUUCCUCCCGUUGCGGUGCGAGUUAUUUUUCCGUCGGUAGCACGGCAAACGCCCAUUCCUCAGCCAAUUUCCGCAACCGGUGCUGAAAAGAGAGAGGAUGAUGAGCAGCGGAAGGCGGAGCCCGCGGUGGGUUCUGUGCUUAAUGAGGCUGCAUCACGCGGAGGUUAUUUUAAUUUUGACAUCGACGGGUACUGUGAGGACGUUACGAAGAAAUUGGUGUUGGCGCACCUCCUAGGGAAAGCGAAGGGGCCCGUGGUUGAGCUGAAAGAAAAUGAAUGCACGUGUCGUGACACGAGCAUCGUAGCGGCCAUAUGCAAGCAUUUAGCAGCGCGUGGCAUGACAAGUGCCCUUUCUGCCUUCGAAAAGGAGCAACAGGAACUUACCUGUGCCAAAUGUGGCUGCGGAGCUGAACCCCCUGAAAAAGCAGAUGCGGCCAUUCCAAAACAUGUUGAUCCGACAAGUGAAAUGCUGGGGGCCGGAACCUACAACCGCAGUAACGGGGACAGUUUAACCAGCGGAACUUGCACAGAAAGUGAAUCACGCACCGUCACCUACAGUGCACACAUCAGGCGACUUCGUGAAGAUGUGGGCAAUGGUAGAAUGUCCGCUGCUGUGGAGCGCACGCUUAGCUUUGGGCUUGUUUCCCCGGGGGUGCUCGAAAAGGUGAGGAGUUGCGUUGAAAAUGUUGACGCACUUCUCCCUGACUUCUGGGGUCUUCUUUUUUUCGCCCAGCGCUGUGAUAUCCUCUUUCUCCUUCGUGUUACUCAUUUGGUGGAACUUUCGUUUGACACUAUGCAAAGAAGACUCGAAAUUCUGCUCCGCAAUGUUAGUGGUGAAGGGAGCAUCGGUAGGAAUGCAACUGAGGACGCCCAUGAAGCAGAAACUACUACCGCAUGCCCAUUCACAACCGCCGCUGAGCUAAUGGAGUUCGCACACCGCUUCCUUCUUGAGCCUAUGAGAAGCGUUGCUUCCACUAUUCGACAGCACCGCAACAGCACAACAAAGGGACCAUGGACCAGUGAAGUUCUUGCCUUCGGUUCUUUUGAAAGCAGCGCCGACGAGGGUACUGAUUCGUUCGAAGAGCUCGCAGCGCAUCUAUUCGUGAGCGGCCGGGACAGCUCUUGGUCAGGACCUGAGGCUCCUGCAACACUUCUGGUGCGGCACAGUGUACCCAACGUACCGGCUCCAAAAUCCCAACAGCAGCGGCGCAUCGUGCAGACACUUGCAACGCUCAUCUCCCACCAACGUGCAGUUUGCGCGCGGGCAGAGCGAUACCACAAGCCGGGCAUGUCAUACAAGUGGGCGGAGGAGUGGCUGGUUCUCGUGGAGGACACUCGGCGGGAGUGCCGCACCCGUUGUACAUCACUCCUCCUUCAUGCGAUUGAGGAUUUCAACGGUGCGUUAGAGCAUCGUCUGGUGGUGUGGACGCAGCGGCAACAGCAACGCACGAGGGGGGUGGCAUUUGGUGGUAGCUUAGAGCAACAUGGUGCCCCGGUUGUGCCUUCAAAAAGUGGUGGCAAGGAGGGAGAAAACGCGGCGGUGGAGACUAGGGAAGUUCUAUUCCCUUCACUGCGCUCGGCGUGGCGGCACGUGCAUGCAGCUGCUGCGUUGGAACCACUUCUUCAGGUUGUAACAAAAGCCUUUAGUGAUCAGCUUAAUCGGGUAGUUGUUAAUGCGCGACUGAUGGCAGAGUCCAUUUCAACGAAGGAACCGCCUUCCACUUUCUGCAAGGGCCCCAAGCGCGGCAUUCUUCACUCACCCGAGUUGAGCGUAAGCGGUGCAGACAAGAAGGUUGCUGAAAGCAACGGAAGUAGUGCUUCCUCAUGUGAGCCAUCCGUGGGUUCCCGCACAGCACCGGUAGAAAGCGAGAGGGAAUGUGUCAGUAACAACAGCGUAUGCCAAAAGAGAAUGGCAUGUUAUACGGAUGACUUACGUAUGAGUUUCCUGUAUAUGAAGAGCGUUUAUAGGGCGGUUUUUGCCUAG
Trypanosoma brucei brucei TREU927 is the source of this 2700-nucleotide messenger RNA. RefSeq lists its product as hypothetical. The record is from RefSeq and is a predicted model, not a curated record. Gene Ontology annotation, molecular function: zinc ion binding; protein binding. The coding region runs from base 1 to 2700 and encodes 899 amino acids. Lineage: Eukaryota; Euglenozoa; Kinetoplastea; Trypanosomatida; Trypanosomatidae. The transcript has a single exon.